Messenger RNA from Ipomoea triloba (trilobed morning glory), 822 nucleotides. RefSeq lists its product as uncharacterized. The transcript has 4 exons. The coding region runs from base 1 to 822 and encodes 273 amino acids. The record is from RefSeq and is a predicted model, not a curated record. Lineage: Eukaryota; Viridiplantae; Streptophyta; Magnoliopsida; Solanales; Convolvulaceae.
AUGUUACCCUUUGCAGCUCCCUCUAUUGCUCAAGUACACCAUGUUGUAUUGAGAGAUCAUCAAGAAGUGGUUGUCAAGAUGUCACAACGUAAAAGAAAUAGAGGUAAAGGUAAAAUAGUUACGGGUAGUCAUUCACAAGCUGACAUCUCACAACCGCCAUUGUUGCAUGCAUUAAUUGAUGAUCCAGAAGAAGGAAGUACACCUGUAAUGGAAACACCACGUAAUGAAGUCCAUAGAAUGUUGGAGGACACCGACUCUAAGCGUACUCCCUCAAGCUCAAGGCCCACAGAGCAUACUACCGAAGGACCUAGCGAACAUACUUCUUAUGUAGCUUCCGAGAGUAUUGAUGAAGCUACUUUAGGUGGAGGAGGGGAGGGUAUGACAACAGAAUCACCACCAAGCACGAUUCCAGCAGACCGAUUUACCACUUUUAUUCGCACAGUUGGCGGAACAGCAUUUGAGCCUCAUACAACAUACCGCCAUAUCAUACUUUGUAUACAACGAAUGUUCACAGAGCCAAUAAGAUCAUUCAAGUAUGCUCCUCAACAUUUGAAAGAUGUGUGGUUUAAUGAGUUUAAGAAAAAACAUCGUUGGGAUCCAUCGGAGGAGGAUACUGUUCGCCGCAUUUUUCAGAAAAAAGGUGCAAAGCUGCUUUCAGACCAUCUUCGAGAAGCUCGCGAGGGCUUUACAAAAAAUAGAGCGAAACCAGACUGGAUUUCGGAUGACGUGAUGGCUGGAUUAGUUCGCAUUUGGGGGAGUGAUGAGUUCAAAAAGCUCUCUGAAAAAACAAGAGGAACAAAAAUUCAGACUGCGAUGGACUAG